Egretta garzetta (little egret) is the source of this 15151-nucleotide messenger RNA. It is a transcript of the gene ZMYND11, whose product is annotated as zinc finger MYND-type containing 11. Gene Ontology annotation, molecular function: transcription corepressor activity; protein binding; DNA binding. The coding region runs from base 11537 to 12943 and encodes 468 amino acids. The transcript is spliced from 13 exons. Lineage: Eukaryota; Metazoa; Chordata; Aves; Pelecaniformes; Ardeidae. The record is from RefSeq and is a predicted model, not a curated record. Gene Ontology annotation, biological process: regulation of transcription elongation by RNA polymerase II.
AAAAUCUUUGAGAAAAUAAAUCAUGAUUUCUGGUAUCUUAGCAUGAAACUUGUUUUAAUUUCUAUUUAAAAUUAUUUAUAGAUGCUGUGUUGGUGCUUGUAAACAGGGAAGUAAUGCACUCUUAAAUUUUUUUAACCUUUUCUAUUCCAUAGAAGGUCUUUCUCCUUGAAUUCUGAGGGCUUUGCCAUGAAACACUGGCAAAGUCCUUUGCUCAGUCAUCUCUCUGAUGUGUAGUAUUCUCUUCUACAGCUGUAUAGGAAGACAGUAAAUAUUAUUGGUAUUACUUGAAAUCCUCAGAUGUCCUCAAAUCCCAAAGACAGUAUCUUUAAAAAAAAAAAAAAAAAAAAAAAAGACGAGAAUUUUUGAUUAAUCUUGCUUUAAUCUGAAUCUGAGAAAGGAAGAUCUCCUCCCUUUCCAAAGUGCAACAAGAAGUUGUACAUUUAUAUAUAAACAUAUGUGAAAAGAUGUGUUUUACAGAUCUUUGUGAACACCAGGGCACUCAGUUAGGAAGGAUUUUCUGAGCAAAUUACUUACAGGCAUCCAGACAUUGUUCCACUGGAUGUGAUUUAAAUCGAGUUGAACAGGUUGAAAAUGAUGUGAAGGGAACAAAAGCAUGUUUUCUGUAUCCCUCCAUAGCUGAGAUGGAAUGCACUCACAAAGUUAACUGAGAAUCAUCCCAUAGACGAGGAAAAAGCUUACACAAUUGCUUUACCUUGUUCAGAAGCCUGAUUUCUGUAUUUACAAAAUCAUGUUUUCAUAAUUAAAAAAAAAGAGUUUGGCAAAGCUUUAAAAUACUUGCACUAGGAACUGUUGCUUUGGAAUAUAAAUUACAUUAAAUACUGAUAAAAUGGACAGCAUUACCUCAGACAUAGAUAAUAAUUUAAUUUUUGAGGAAAAACAGAAGAACUCUACAGGAAAAUAAAUUCUAAAAACCACCAAAAUACUCAUUGCAGCCAUCAAUAAGAUUCUGAAAGUGAAACAACAGAUUUUUUUUUUUUUUUAAGUGAGAAAAACAGAAAGUGGAAACAAGCAGUAUCCAUAAUAGAAAACAUGAUCAUUAAAAUUAUCCCAAUUAUACUAAUCUAAAGUAUUGAAAUAUGUAUUUAAUGUACAGUAUGUCACUGUUAAGAUUCUAAUUCUAAUUUCAUUAGAAACCCUCAAGGGAACCUUUAAAGGGUAUGUAGCUUUGUUUUUACUAUUCUCCCUGGGAGUAAACAUUUCAAAAUUCCAGCUUAGCUCUUUUAGGUAUUUCUUAUGUAAGUUUUAUCUGUUUGGAGGUGAUGUUAACUGUGCAGACUCAACAUGACAUAAAGUCUGACAUCUGUAGUUACCUCAAGUAUUCAAUAUGUUUGUUUCCUCUAUUGCUAAGAGGGGGAAAAAAAAAAAAAAGACUUUAAAUGCCUCUCAAUAGCCAUUUGUUAAAUGGUCAUUCAAAAAAUGUUCCUGCUACUUAUUAACAACAUUUGUCUAACAAAGCUUGUAAAAUAACCAGCAUGUAAGUUCCCAGUGAGUCAUUAGAAUUACGUAAUUAUUUUAUCUCAGAAUGAAGAGUUGUCUUUGACUUGACUGAAGAUGCUGCGUAAGUCGCAUUAUGAAUAGCCCUUUGGUUAGAAGUAUUGACUGUAUUUUCAGCAUGACUGCUAAUUGCUGAUGCAUUGUGCUGUGUCCAUAUGUCUGAUGGCCAUCUCAGUUGUUCAGAACACCAGUGCACACUUGACUUAACAGUUUUCUGCAAAAAUAGGAAUCGGCUUCUGAUCCAUGCCAUGUUUCAACAGUACCCAACCUCCAACUUCUUGAUCCUAAUACUGAAUGAAAAUGCUGCAGACACAUGAAGCAAAACAUACUGACUUGGUAUAAAGUCAUUCUCUUUUUUCUUUUAUUUAGAAAAUUUUAAUGAGUAACAAAGUGUCAUUGUCAUCACUCGACAUCAGAUCAAGUAUUUUCCAUUCUCCAACAAUUGGUGCAAAAGCAUGAAGAUUGGUAUGUUGUCUAUAUUGGACACACUGGAUAGUUUUGCAGAUGCUUUGUCUGCACUUGAUCAAGAUGCAGUUUGUAGUUCUUUGUAAUUCAGUACUGCUCAGAUCUGGUACUAAUGACUGUUGAACCAUGAGCUCAAGUUACAUUUCAGUGAGGACACAUACAGGAGGCUUUUCGGAGAUCCACUUGUAGGAGAUAGAACUCUAUGAAAUAGGGCUAUUAAUGUUGGAACAGGGAUUUCAGGCUCAUCAAACAUUAGCAUUUCCAGACAGGCCCUUGACCCAAUUGGUACUACAGGAACUUGGAAAGCUCAUAAUGUGAAAAAAAAAACCCAAAACCCUUGAGAGCUGACCCACCACCUGUUGGCGUUGCUACAAAAAUGCCCUUGGUUUUUAGCUUGUUUUCUGGUACCACAGUGGAAGUCAGUAAAGACCAGCUGUUUCAAGGAGUUAGCAGAGGGACACAUUCCUGUCGUCCCUCCCCACAUUUUUUAUUUGAGUAUUUGCUUGAUGUUCCUUUACAUUUUUUAAGUUUUGGAUCUAAAUCUUAGCAUUUAAAAUCCAUAUUCAAGUAUAAAUUACUGGCCUGGGCCACAGAACUGCUGAGCACCUGUAUCUGUUACUUAUAUAGGUGCCUGACUAGAGGCUGCCACAAGGCCUGAAAGUAGUGAUGACUGCGGACUGAUUGCUAAAUGGUAACAAUAAUUAAAAGCAUACAGAUUAUGAAAACACAGCUCUAUUUGGAAAAGAUUCAUUGGAUAAUCAUCUGUGGUGCUUGCUUAUGUGUUUCCAAACAUUUGCCCUAUCCAAUAGGUUGACAUAAUGAUAGAUCUGUGCAGUAAGGACACAAUCUCUGAUAGGGUUACUGUUAGCCUUCAGAGGAAUGUGUUAAAAAAUUAUGCUAUUUUACUAUCAUCAGUCUAUGAGAAUAGUGAAGCUGUGGUAAAAAAGGAAGUAAAAUCUCAUAUAUUUAGAGCAAUCAUACAAAAGAACAAGCUGAGGAGCAAAGACAAAAUAGUUUGAGGGCAUCAGGAGGAGGCCUUUCUAAAAGGGACAACAAUGAAUAUUCUGAAAAAGUGGGAAAAAGAAUAGUCUGACUUAAAAGCGUAUAAAAUUGUUCUCUUUUUCUCUCAGGUAUAUGUGGGAGAAAUAUUUUUAUAUAAGUUACUAAAUUUAAAAUAUGGAGUCAGUUGCCAAAUGUGCUAUAUUCUAACUGAUAUUUAAGGGUUGGUACCUAUACAAGAACUUUGCUGCAAAUAAUAUACCUCCGGGGCUUGUGCAGGUACUCAUUUUGUUUGCUCAUUUGCCAUCUAUACAGAUGUUUUGCAGAUUUUCAAAAUGUGUUCUCAUCUUACAGGCUUUCUCAUCUUGCAGAUGAUUAAUGCAUUUGACAAAAAAUAAAUGAGAGAAGAAAUUAUUUUCUAUUGUUAUCCAGGAUUUUAGUUAGGACCUUUGCAUUUUCACUGUUUAUCGAUGCCAUUAUUAUGCAAUUCAACAAAAUCUCUGCAGCUUCUUGCCUUGCAAGGGAAAUGUCAGUCCUGAAAUCUGGUAAUGGUACUUUUUCCUUCUGAAAGCUGUAUUUCUAUUUUUCACAGAACUUGUGGAAUUUGGAAGUGUUAUUUAUUAUCAACAUAGAAGAAAUUAUCUCCUUGCUCUUUGGGUUUAGAAAAAAUUUGCAGACCAGUCUUGUUAACAAUGUUUUCAGUGCAGUCAAUAAAAUAGAAGGGAAAUGUAGUUCUUGAAAAGAAUCAUGAAUCUCCUUACCUAUUCAUUUAUGUUUUCAGUUAUGCCAUGCUUUUUGCAUACUUCUGUCUGUGUAAAAUAGUGGUCAGUCUAAUCCCAAUGAAUGAAAUCCAAUUAAAGCACCAAUGUCAUGUAGCUUUGUGGGGGGGAUUAGAUACAGUUCUUAGAGUUAGUUUGUCUUGCUCAUUUGCAUAUUUUGUGAUUUUUCUACAGACAAUGUACACGGAGCUAUUUUGAGCAUUUAAUUUGCUAAUUCUUCUCCUCAUGAUUAAAGUCAUAAAACUGCACUGACCCAGAGAGAGGCAUUAUGAAUGUAUAAUUUCAAUUUACAUGUGUUCAUAAAGCCAAACAAUAUUGUGCCCUUCUAAAAUGGAGAUGUGUUAGUAACAUGGGUUCAGUUUUUGCAUCUGAUGCAACAUAUCUCAUAGCACUGCUGUGGUUUAAAGUUGGUUCAUAGUCUCCAAAUUCUUUAAUGAGUUGUGAAAAGUCAGGCUUCACACUUAGUUAAGGCACUUUGAGCUAUUUAUUCACUGACAAAAUGCAUACAAGGUGGUUACGUUUUCAGGAAGUCACUCUUUUACAGAGUUCUAUUUUCUGAUUAUUCAAUUGAUUGCUUAUAGAAAGAGCCAGCAGCUCUUCUGGCUAGUUAAGUCUGACUUUGGGGUUUAGUUACAGGCAUUUGGUCCUCUCCAAUUCUCUCUAAAGGUUUUUUUGGUUUAGUGGAGAGCAUGUUAUUUGGAGGGGCAGUUUGCUUGCAUUCCUGUUUUUAGACAACAUUAGUGGAAUGUUUUUUCCCAACACACCCAUGUUUCAUAACUUGCACACUCAUUACUGGGUAUUUUCUGAUAUUUUAUAUCUAAAAAGUACUGGUGCUUUCUCAAAGUGACUCCAGAUACUUUCAAGUCUCAAGGCUGCCUAAAUAAUCCAUCUCUUCACUCUGUCUGCUUUCCCAUCAUUUUAACCUUCGUUGUAACCCACUGCCAGCACUGUGAGUUUUGAAGGUGAUUUCCUAACCCCAGUGACCUUAGGCACACGCCCAGUGGUUAUUGUGAUUUGAUGUAUUGCAGGUUCAAUUUUGCUAGGAUCAAUCUAUGAGAAAGGAGUAUUUUAGCUGUUAUGUUUGUGUUAACGUAAAUUACUUUAGAUUGAGCAAUGGCUGGGUUUCUUACUUGCCAUGCUUAAUUGCUUUUGUAAUUAUAUUGAUUUUUCCAUGCUAGGUCAGUAUUGGUAGCCAGAAGCUGUUUUUUGAACUGGCUAUGUCAUCUUGAGUAUCCAUAAAUAUGAAGAUAAUUGUAAAAAGCUUAAGAAUGGUCACUGUGAGGGUUUGAAUCUUUAAUGUAUGUAAAAUACACUUCAGAUAAAAUAAAAAACCCUCAAAACUAAAACAACCAACAUAGCUACCAGUUACUGCUAGCAAGCUAGGGGCUUAUAACUAACUAGGUUGAGGAAUGGUUUUAAUGUGCAUCCCAUUCAUUACAGUUAGGAGCAGAAGGAUAAUAUGAAACAGCAAUAGUGACAGCCAGUGCCUUCAUCAUGAAAGUUCUUAAAACUAGAGAGCACAAAGAGGAAGAAUAUGUCACACCAAAUAAAGAAAAAUUUCCUUCAGUAUUUAAAAAAUUCUCCUUUUGUCUUAUCCAUCCAUAUUGCCUUUAAUCUGAAGUCCUGUGUGAAUUCACUGAUCCAAAGCCAAACGUAGCCUAAACCAUGAUAAUUACUAUUUCUCACGUAUUACAACAAAUUGAGGAUUUUCCAGGCUGGAACGUUCCAGGUAGAUUCCUAAUUAUUGUGAAAGUACCAGUGUUCUUUACAUUUGGUGAUUCACUGGUGCAAAGAGUUAAUGAAUGAUCCUGUGGGAGAGAAAAGUUCAGACCAUCUUCCAUCUCUUAUUCCACACCUCAGGGAGAGUAUGAGGAGACUUUGAGGGUCAGGGCACAUAAUAGUCUGGUCACAUGAGAGCACUGAAGGGAAAUGAGCUUCUGGAACUCUUUGAAUCUUUCUUCACUGCCUAUCUUCCCAUCCUCUAAGGUCCCAUCAUUCAGAGCUUAUUUUGUCAAGAGACUGCCACCGUAUCAAUCCACUGUGUACUAAAAGUGACGAUUUUUCUUGUAAAUUGUUAUCACAAAGUGCAGUAGUGUAAAACUCUGUUUAUUAAUGAUCCAAAAAUUAGUGUCCACUGGUGUAAUAUCCUGCUGUGGAUUAGUGAAAGUUCAGAAAAGCAAAUAUUUUCAAAUCACCAAAUCAAAGCAUAGACCAUUUUGUCCUUGAGAAGCAAAUUUGAAUUCUCAACUCUCAUCUCAUGGACAAGAAUUUGUUGCUGUAUUAAAGCCAACACCCUCCUUUGUCUUUGCAUUAAGGCUAUUAGCAUGCAGCUCAUGAGAGUGGCCUCACUGCCAUUCCAGUGGCUGUUCCUGUCUCCAGGUGGAUUAAGAAUCAUGAAGAAUUCUCUUCAUUCCUUUUCCAAACUUCUUUUUCUCUUCCCAUCUGUUCAGGAGUAUUUCUUUCCUCUAUGUUCAUCCUUAUUUUUCAUCCCCUAAAAAAGGUUCCACAUUGUUUGGAAGAAUCUUCAUAUUACCGAAGAUGACACUAGUAGAGUCCACCUUAUUGCAUACCUAAGAGAUGAUACUUCUUUUAAACUGGUAAAACCACCUCAUCAGCAUCUCAUUUGCCUUUCCCAGCUUUGCCAACUUGACUUUAAAAAUUCAGUCAAUGUAAUGCUCUAUUCUUCUUUGAGGCUUUCACUCACUGUUCUGGAUUUGAGGUACUGAUGAUUGUUGUUCAUGGAUUUCACAAAAUGUUUUUUCCGACUGAAAGGGUGUUUUGGAGAAUGAUAAUUCACUUACGGGUUUGAAGUAAGCUAGUCAAACUGGCCUGUGUAAAGCUUCCAUCAUGGGACUCAAAUUAUGCUAAUGGACUAGAAGACAUAGAUCAGUCCAUCUUGAGUUUGUUCUGAAAAUAUGCGUCUUGUUUUUUUCCACCUCUUUUGUGCCAACCCUGACCUAGUAGUGUUGUUUUUAUUAACAUUUGUGGGUUCAAAAUGCUCUGCAUCUCUGGCAACUGUUUUGAAUUUUUUAUUAUGAUGUCAUGCUGGUCACUGAAUGAAACUUCAUUGAAGCUGAUGGGCUUAUUAACAUUCAUGCUUCCUUCAUAAUGAAUGCAGCCCUCAUGCCUUUAUAUCACUGACAGCUGAAACAAUACCAGCCACACCUACAGCACGGGGGCGAUGGACAACAAGUUGGACGUCUGAAGCGAAGUGUGUAGGAAGUUUUGUUGGUUCAGAUAAAAUGUUUCUGUGUGUGCAGAAACAUCAGCCUAGAAAAACACUACAAAAUCCUAUGGAGACAAUAAGGCCAGAAAAGUAAUGUAAACAUAUUUUAAGAAAGAAAAGGGGAAGGAGAUCACUUUGUGCACGGUUCUUCUUGGAAGGAUACUUGGAACUACAAGCAAAGAGGUGGUUUGUUUUCUGGUCUGGAUUCAUCCUCUUUGUAGGAGAACAAAACCUUCACAUACAUAAUGUGGAGAUAAAAGGCAUUGCACCUAAUAAAUACUUCACUCCAUCACUGAUUUAUCUCCCUAAUGAAAAUAGCGUACAAACCUCCUCUUGGCUCAACCUAAGUAAAAAAUUGUGACAUUAAUAGCAGAAGCAAAUCCAGUUUCUGAGGAGAUAAGUUGAAAGUUUCUGUUAACCUUGAACUCACUUGGAAUGUGAAGAAAGAAAAAAAAAAAAUUCAUUUGAAACUAUUUUCUGUUUCUAAUAUCCUGGAGGAGAAUACUUAUAUUGUCUCACCUCAAAUAAUGUAAACUGCUGCUACCCAAACAUGAUCUUCUUGGGAGGGAAACUGAGAUUUAUUCAUUGCUUCAAGAACAGAGCUCAUAGGCUGAGAAGAGAAGUGUGACAGGGGUUUUCACAGUCAUUUUGGCUGCUGGCAUGCUGCUACACUUCUUGAAAAAACUUUGAUUCUUCUUUAGCUCUGGGAGCUAGAGACUGGCUCUAUACUUUGGAGCCUGUCAUCCUGAAUUGUCCAGAACAUAACUACAAGGUAGGUGAGGGAAUAAAAAUCUACCUGUCUUGGCAGGCAGCCAGAGAAGACUUUCAUGGUCUCUGCCAGAAACAGAAGACUUCUAAGACAAACUGGCAAUAAAUUAAUUAGACAAACUUAGGCUUGCAUAUUAAACUCUGUGAAAGAAAGCCAGAAGUGUUCUGGGAGCCUGUGGAAUUCACUGCAGAACCUGAGUCUUCUUGCAUCAGUGCAUCAGAAGAGGAAGCGGUUAUCAGUGAAGAAAAUGGAAAUGGAUUAUCACAAGCCUAUAAAUAUGUCUGUGUUUAAUAUGCACUAUGGAGAAAGAGAUUUUGGUCUGUGUCCUCACUGAUGAUUUUGUGUUGGUUCUUUUUAUAAUGAAAUGAUUUCUAAAAUGAGAUAAAUGAAAAAUAAUGUAAAAAAACUCCCCAGUUAAUUGCCAAGAUUUUGAAAAUCUUGGCCAUAAAAAAUAAAUAAAUGAAUAUACUUGGAAUUAAGCAAGAUGCCUAGGUAGUUGUGAGGACAUAUGAACUCAUAAUUGGUUUGGAUUUCUUUGUGAUAAAAUGAGUAAUGAAUACAAAGUGUUCUACAGGGUCAGUUUAUGGAAAUCCAUUUUAAAGAUGAAUCCUGGGUCAUCAAAGGAAAGGAUCUAUAAAAGCGACUGCUUUGCAAUGGACAGAUUAUCCUGUCUGUAAAAGCACACAUCGUUGUAGCUAUGUGCUGUGGUAGUUUUCUAGAAAAGGAAGGAGAAGAUAAAGUGAAACAACUUUCAUAAAGGGAUUCUAGCUGCUGAAGUCUUUUUGGCUUUGAAGGAGAUGGAUGCUUGUUUAUUUGCUGAGCACUUUUGAUGAGCAAAAGCAGUGGGGAAAAAAUAGAUGCAAAACAGGAGGCAAUGUAUCCAGUAAAUACAUACGUACAAGGAAACUACUGGGGAGAAAAUAAGCUUAUUUUGAUGAUGAAUUUACCCUAAUGCAUUACUCUAACAUGAAAUGUAAAACACGGGAUGAUCUAAGAAACUUUAUCAUUGUAAAGCAAUCAUCCUGAUCAAGAAUGGAUCCUGUACAGCAAUGAUAAAAGGGAAAUACUUAUAUAAACAGCUAGCUCACCAUUACCUGCUGCAAAGAUGGAGUAAGUCCUCUGAGCCAUCAAGGAAUUAAUCAUGCCUUCCUCAGUUUGGAACCUAACCUAUCGUUCUGAUGAAAAGAUAAAAGCAGAUUCAGUGGGCUACUGAAAGCAAGUUUACAGGAGGAUUCAUGCUUGCUCAGGAAUAGAUGGAGCCAGGGAUGUUGUGGCAUGAAGAAAAGGCUGACCCAAAGGGCAGGAGGAGGACUGCCCUCACAGCAGGCUAGGACCUCUGGUGAAAAACAUACAGUGUCCCCACUGCGUCUGAAAAAAUACUGGGAAUGGUGUUCUAUGGCACGUUAUGUUUGUUCGACCCGGGUAGUAUUUGAUGCAUGCUGGUGUCUGAGUGAAAACCAAUACAUCUGCCAGAAAUCCAUGAUAAGCAGCUACUGUACCCAACGAGAUAUAGCCUGUUUAAAAAAAGGGGCAGUGUGCACGUACAAGGUGCACAUUCUAGUUUUCUUCUGAAAAAAAAAAAAAAAAAAAAAGGAGUAAGGCUCCAAUCUGUCCAGCUCUACAGAUAAACAGCCACAUUUUGUAAAACUCCGCUUGUUACAGAGCAGUUACUUGGAAGUUCAACAGUAUUGCAAAAGCAGUGGAUGGUUGGGCAAGGGGAGAAAUUUCAAAGCUGAGCAUGGUUUAGCAUUUCCACAGUUUUUAAGGGCUCUUACAGCUGCUCUUGUCUGAGCCUGUUUCAGACUGCCUUUUGUAUGGGGCACAGAUUCUGAUAUUUACACCUUGAAAGAAGUAUUGGUGAACAGACAAUAAUUUAAGUGUGCAGUAGCUGUUUCCAGCAAAUGUAUAAGUAAGAAGCAUUUCCUUCAGGUUUUGUAAUGGAGGACAGGAGUGCACACAGGUAGUGUGUCCCCACAGUGGUUCGUUAUAUUUGUGAGGCAUGAAGACUGCAGUUUUAACAAUUAUCUAUAGUAAAGCUCGUGUCUAAUUGAGAAAGCUUUGAUGGGAACAGAUGCUGCCUGAAAAAGACAGAAAAGAACUGAUUCAUUAAGGAUGGAGAAUGUGUUUAGAAAGAAGUACAUGCUGCUUUCUUUAAUGUGAAUGUGGGCAUAGGUUCCUGCGGCAUACUCUGAGACCUCUUAAGGAGAGGACUUGGAUACCAGAGAAGAGUGGUGGUAUGGUAGAUACACCCAUGCUAGAAUGCAGUACCACCAGUUGUUAUUGUAAUAAAGGCCCCAUUUAUCAUUGCAUUGUAUAUAUUUUAACAUUAUAAUGUAUCAUUUACAGCAGAAAGUUUGAAAUAUGAAAGAUUAAGUACAGAAGAUAGGAAUUACUUCCCAACAGCAAAUGAUGACGGAUGCAGGUUGCAAAACCUAAAGCAAAGUGACAGAUGUGAAAAAAGUAAUGUGUAAUUCUUGUGGGAGGAAUUUAUUUCAAUGCAUUUGUCUACUUGAUAUGGACUGGUAGUCAGCUUUGUUGGGUUCCAGUGAAGAGUUACUGAAAGCCAACAAAGAAACCUUAACAGCAGAAUCCAAGAUUUUAAAAGCUUUUAUCUGAAGGUGGAAAAAUAGAAAGAACUCUGAUGUUAAAGUUGGCGAAGGUGGGGAGAAGAGAAAAAAAGUGUUCCUUAUGGCUGUUCCUGAAUCCUAAAAUACCAGAAUCCAGAACAUUUGCCUCAGAAAUGGUCUCUUCAAAUUGAGCAUGGCCUGUCUUAUUAGAUGUCAAAGAAAUGGGAAUCUGAGAAAUGGUAGGGACUCAUUCAUUGAGAUCCUUUUCAGUUUUCUAAAGGGUUAUGAAAUAGUCAAGAGAAGAUUACACUAAAUUUUUGGGUUGGUGAUUUGAAAACCUCUUGAAAUAAAUGUAGCAUGCAAAUACUACUAUUUUUAAAUAGUUUAUAUUUUGUAAAUGACUUCUUUCUGCUGGCACGGACCUUGUUGCCAUUCUGGAUUCCACCAUUGUGACAGACCAAAAGUGUUGUUAUGAUACAAAGUGGGUGAAAUCUACUGUGUAUCUGCUAAUACUCUUCCUUCAGACUAAACGUGAAAAAACUGUUUUAAGUUCUUUAUCCGCUCGACAGCUGGAGCUGUAGGGAUGGUUAAAGCACAGACACUCCACAGGGCUGACCAUGAGUUUGCGCACAGGUGGGUUUGAGUGAAAAUCCAGUGAUCUGGAAGGAGCUGUGUGUGCACGAGUGUGGAUGAGAGAUAUAGAGACACACCACAGCAGUGCAUAGGUAAGCAGCAAAGAAAUUCUGGAGAAGCACUUGAAACAGAACACCUGGAGGAAAAAAAAAGGUCCAGAGUGCUAUGGGACAAGUGCCACACAGGAAACGCUGGGAACCAUGAGCUCCAUGGAAAACGCUUUCCGUCAUUUGCGUCAUAUUGAAUUUAAGACAACAGAACUGUAUGUAUAUUAUUCAUAAAUAAACAUGAUUGCGCCAAAGAGAUAACUGACUUAUAAUUGUUUUUCCCAUCUAUAUGACCCUUUUUUUUUUUUUAGCUUACUGGUUGGGUCCAAAGGAUAUCCAUAAUUUGGAUGGUUUGGGAAAUCUAGUUCAACAGUGUGAAACCAGCAAAAUCCCCGUAAAGGGGAGUUUCAUGAAUAGAGUUUUGCCUUUUUUCCCCCUCCCUUUUCCUCUCUCCACCUGAUAGUAGAGUGACUUAAUACCGAGUAUCUGGGCUACCAUUAAGAGACUUGGAGAAAACAGAUUAACAGGCCUACGGUAUGCAGCCUUUUUCCCAGACAGCAGCAAAAAACAAGAGUAUCAAGAAGAAAAACACAAGUAAACAAGAGAUGAGCACAUACCUGCGAUUCAUAGUCUCUCGUAUGAAGGAGCGGGCUAUAGAUCUAAACAAGAAAGGGAAGGACAACAAACACCCAAUGUAUAGAAGGCUGGUGCACUCAGCUGUUGAUGUCCCUACUAUACAGGAGAAAGUAAAUGAAGGAAAGUACAGGAGUUACGAGGAGUUCAAAGCAGAUGCUCAGCUGCUUCUACACAACACCGUGAUUUUCUAUGGAGCGGACAGUGAACAAGCUGAUAUAGCGAGGAUGCUUUACAAAGACACAUGUCAUGAACUGGAUGAACUGCAGCUUUGCAAGAACUGUUUCUAUUUGUCAAACGCGCGACCUGACAAUUGGUUCUGCUAUCCUUGUAUACCUAAUCAUGAGUUGGUUUGGGCCAAAAUGAAAGGCUUUGGGUUUUGGCCAGCCAAAGUCAUGCAGAAAGAGGACAAUCAAGUUGAUGUUCGCUUUUUUGGCCAUCACCACCAAAGGGCCUGGAUCCCCUCUGAAAACAUUCAAGACAUCACAGUCAACAUCCAUCGGCUGCACGUGAAACGCAGUAUGGGGUGGAAGAAGGCCUGUGAUGAGCUGGAACUGCACCAGCGUUUUCUUCGCGAGGGGAGAUUCUGGAAAUCAAAGAAUGAGGAUAAAGGGGAAGAGGAGGCAGAGUCAAGUAUCUCUUCCACCAGCAAUGAGCAGCUGAAGGUUACUCAGGAACCAAGAGCAAAGAAAGGUCGACGUAACCAGAGUAUGGAACUCAAGAAAGAAGAGCCAGAACCUGAAACUGAAGCAGUAAGUUCAAGCCAGGAAAUUCCCACAAUGCCUCAGCCCAUUGAAAAAGUUUCAGUCUCAACUCAGACCAAGAAGUUAAGUGCCUCUUCUCCAAAAAUGCUGCAUCGGAGCACCCAGACCAGUAAUGAUGGAGUAUGUCAGAACAUGUGCCAUGACAAAUACACCAAAAUCUUUAAUGAUUUCAAGGACAGGAUGAAGGCUGAUCACAAAAGAGAAACUGAGAGAGUUGUGCGAGAGGCAGUGGAAAAGCUGCGUACAGAAAUGGAAGAAGAGAAACGGCAGGCUGUAAAUAAAGCUGUAGCCAACGCACAAGGAGAGAUGGACAGAAAAUGUAAGCAGGUAAAGGAGAAGUGCAAAGAAGAAUUUUUAGAAGAAAUUAAGAAGCUAGCAGGCCAGCACAAGCAACUGAUUUCCCAGACCAAGAAGAAGCAGUGGUGCUACAACUGUGAAGAGGAGGCCAUGUACCACUGCUGCUGGAACACUUCCUACUGCUCCAUCAAGUGUCAGCAGGAGCACUGGCAUGCCGAACACAAACGUACCUGCCGCAGAAAAAGAUGAAAGAGUUAUUCCUCCCCUAGAAAACCACCCCGAUGAUUGCUAUUCUCAGACACAGCGGUUUUUGUUUCCAAGAAGCCAAAAUUGUUUAGAAUUUGCUUCCCAUUUUGCACCAGCCUUUAAACACUUUUCGUAAAAGAAAUUUUGCACAGUAAUUUCAGUCUUCUGUUUAAUGCUCCUCCAAAAUUUUGUCAGCAAAAUGAAUUCAACAUCUGUGGGGAGCAGGUUACUUUAAAUAAUUUUAAACUGGAGGAUUUGUUGCAUUUUCAGCAAAUUUUAAAACAUUUUUAGGUUUUACAGAGAUUUUAAUCUUUAAAAACAGCAGAUCUAAAAAUAAAAAAAAAUCAUGCAAGUUUAACAAAAGGAACAUUAAAAAACUAGAUCUGAAUGUAAGAAGUACAGAACUGUUUCAGAAAAACGAAGCAUACUACCUUGAUGUAACAUUUAUUUCUUAACCUUGUUGAGCUGGUUUUGUUCAGCUUAAUUUUACUGUUUAAAGGCAUUAUCUAUUGGUUAUACCAGUGGGUACAUGAUUGAAUUUAGGGAACAGGGUUGCCACAGCAGGUACUAGUCCUGCGUAUUUUUUCUUAAAUAUUUCCCAACUGUGUUUUAUUUUCAUUAUUUCUUUUCAAUAUAUAACUUUUAUAACAAAAUAUUAGCUUUGAUCUUGUAGUUUAAAAUCACAGGGAACUGGGGUAAUCUUUUACUGAGCUGGAUCUUAGAGAAAAAUGAAUAUUUAAAUUUUGAAGUUUGCACAUUUCAUCUUUGUCCUAACAUGAGUGCUUGUAACAAGAAUAAGAAAAGCCAAAAAACCAACAAAAAAACGACUACCUUUAUUCAUACAUGGAAUUAUGAGGCAUACAAAUUUCUUUAUUGCGCCCCCUUUCAGCCUCCCCAAUCCAACAUCAUUUGACUGCCUAUGAUCUGGUGUCACCUGGUCCAUUGUAACUCGAAAAUAAAAGGAGAAAAAGCACUUCAGUUUCACAGAAGCCGUUAUGUUUGUAGUAAUGGGUCAUUGCCUAAUAAUGAGCUCCAUCACUGUACUCAGAAUGAAGAAUAAUGCAUGUUAAUUUUCUUGUAUUAAAGAUGCCGUGAUUUGUAAAAAGUCUGUAUUUUGCGGAAUGUCUGGAUUAAGAAGCAUUACCAAUAGGAAUGGAUCGAUAGUUGAAAAAUGAUUUUUCCUUUUGUUUGUUUUAUAUAUAGAUAUAUGAAUUGCAUCCAUGUUCAGAGACAAUUUUUUAAAUAGAUGUAAAGCUUACUUAAAUAGCUUUUCUUUUAAAGUGUCUCCGCAUUUUAGUUUCUUUCAAAGAUUGGUCUUAGACUGAGUCAUAUGCCCAUUAAUCAUCCAGCUAUUUUUUGAGAAGUUAGAGGAAUAAUUUGUAAAUAUUUAUUUAGAUCUUUGAUAUUUAUUGAAAGCAAUUACAUGAUGGAACGAUGGAAGCUGAAGAAUCAGGAGGAAAGCCUUUAAAAAAGUUUUCUCUAGGUUUUGUCAGGGUCAUUGUAAAGAUGAAAAUAUAACUAAGACUUCUGUGAACUACCACUGAAAUCCUGAUCGUUUUUACUUACAGUGGUGAUAUAAGUUAAUUGACUAGAUACUGCCAAAUAAUGCCCACGACGUUGCAGAAAUUAAGUGGUCAGUUGAUUGGAAACAAAUAGUAAGUAGAUGGUAACUUGUAUUACCACAGCUACAUUAUUGCCUGAUAAAUGUGUAAUUAACUUUUGUCGCCUCUGUGUUGUGACUGUAAAACACUUCACAACUAAAAAUCAAUCUUGUUCAAUUACUUUACAAGUUCCAAAACUUCGAUCCACCCCUAUGAAGGCAAGUUAUUGUGGAAAUAUUUUUGGUGUAAAAUCAUUCCAGAAUAUGUAAUAUUUAACUGAUAGCUGCAUGAAAGUAAGAUUCGUGUUACUUUGGCUUUUUUGUCUCUGUUGACACGGUUGCACAUUUCCAAGUUACUACAGCGUGAAAACUGUGUGUUUUAAAGAAAAAAACAAAACAAAACAAAAAAAAAAGAUUGUGGCCUGGUUUUGUAUAAGUUUUAGGUAAAAUUACAAUUGAUUGUUUUAGGAAUCAUGAUUUAAAAUUAAUUUUUCUGCAAAUCAUAAAGCUAUAUUAAAGUGUUGAGCUUAGCCACUAUGCACAUUGUAAUUAUUCAUUGUGGCUGUCCAGUUUAUGAUGCAUUCUGGCAUUUUGUAAGCUGCUCUGACUAG